CUGCACUACGGGACCCUCCUGGGCAGCAGAGCUUGUGCCCACAUGGCAGCAGCUGCCUGGGCCAGUGGCUUUCUCAAUGCUCUGCUGCACACAGCCAAUACAUUUUCCCUGCCCCCGUGCAAGGGCAAUGCCCUGGGCCAGUUCUUCUGUGAAAUCCCACACAUCCUCAAGCUCUCCUGCUACCAGUCUGACCUCAGGGAAGUUUGGCUUAUCAUGAUUAGUGUCUGUUUAUCAUUUGGGUGUUUUGUGUUCAUUGUUUUCUCCUAUGUGCAGAUCUUCAGGGCCGUACUGAGGAUUCCCUCUGAGCAGGGACAGAACAAAGCCUUUUCCACCUGCCUCCCUCACCUGGCUGUGGUCUCCCUGUUUGUCAGCACUGGUAUAUUUACCUACCUGAAGCCCCCCUCCAUCUCCUCCCCAUCCCUGGAUCUGGCAGUUUCAGUUCUGUACUCGGUGGCGCCUCCAGCCCUGAACCCCCUCAUCUACAGCCUGAGGAACCAGGAGAUCAAGGAUGACCUGAGGAAAAUCAUCAUGAAUGCUUUUCAGAAGCAAUAAACUCUUAUUCUCCUUUAUAGCUCUUUUGAUGUUACUCAUU
Molecule: messenger RNA, 592 nt
Organism: Oenanthe melanoleuca
Lineage: Eukaryota; Metazoa; Chordata; Aves; Passeriformes; Muscicapidae
Product: olfactory receptor 14A16-like
Exons: 1
Biological process (GO): G protein-coupled receptor signaling pathway
Cellular component (GO): membrane
Molecular function (GO): olfactory receptor activity
Source: RefSeq, a predicted model, not a curated record